Molecule: messenger RNA, 4583 nt
Organism: Corythoichthys intestinalis (scribbled pipefish)
Lineage: Eukaryota; Metazoa; Chordata; Actinopteri; Syngnathiformes; Syngnathidae
Gene: xpo1b
Product: exportin 1 (CRM1 homolog, yeast) b
Exons: 25
Coding region: 254-3478 (1074 amino acids)
Biological process (GO): ribosomal large subunit export from nucleus; protein export from nucleus; ribosomal small subunit export from nucleus
Cellular component (GO): cytoplasm; nucleus
Molecular function (GO): small GTPase binding; nuclear export signal receptor activity
Source: RefSeq, a predicted model, not a curated record
CUCAAGGUUUGCUUUGUUUCGUAAAAUGUCUCGGAGUGACAGCUUGCUGUCUUUACCUCGAUAGUAGUUUUGCUAGCCACAUCAGUGGUCAUUACCAGUCAGACAUCCCUCGCUGCUGGAGCUGGAGAUAGUCAACGCUGCAGAAAUAGGAAACCUUUUCUUAUCAACUGUGAUUCUCAAGUGCUCAUUAUAUCUCGUACAUUGUUUGGCUAACGCCACACUUUUCAAUCAGAGCCUCGGACUUUAGAGCUCUAUGCCAGCAAUUAUGACAAUGUUAGCAGACCAUGCAGCACAGCAGCUGCUGGACUUCAACCAGAAACUGGAUAUCAACCUGCUGGAUAAUGUGGUGAACUGUGUAUAUCAUGGAGUGGGGCCGCAGCAAAGAAUGGCACAAGAAGUGUUGACACACCUCAAAGAACACCCAGAUGCCUGGACAAGAGUGGACACAAUCCUUGAGUUCUCACAGAAUAUGAACACCAAAUACUACGCACUUCAGAUCCUGGAAACAGUUAUCAAAACAAGAUGGAAAAUUCUCCCAAGGAAUCAAUGUGAAGGAAUAAAAAAGUAUGUUGUUGGUCUCAUUAUUAAGACGUCAUCUGAUGCUGCAAAUGUCGAGAAAGAAAAGGUGUACAUUGGAAAGCUGAACAUGAUUCUUGUUCAGAUCUUGAAGCAGGAGUGGCCUAAGCACUGGCCCACAUUCAUCAGUGACAUUGUAGGAGCAAGUCGAACCAGCGAGAGUCUAUGUCAGAACAACAUGGUCAUUCUCAAACUGCUCAGCGAGGAAGUCUUUGACUUUUCCAGUGGCCAAAUGACCCAGGUCAAAGCCAAACAUCUAAAAGACAGUAUGUGCAACGAGUUCUCCCAGAUAUUUCAGCUUUGCCAAUUUGUAAUGGAAAAUUCCCAGAACGCGCCAUUGGUCCACGCUACUUUGGAGACCCUCUUACGUUUCCUCAACUGGAUUCCGCUGGGUUAUAUCUUUGAAACUAAGCUAAUAAGCACGUUAGUGUAUAAGUUCCUGAACGUCCCAAUGUUCCGCAAUGUGACGUUGAAGUGUUUGACAGAAAUUGCCGGAGUAAGCGUCAGCCAGUACGAGGAGCAGUUUGUCACACUCUUCACUCUGACAAUGUGUCAGCUCAAGCAGAUGCUUCCCCUCAACACUAACAUCCGGCUGGCUUAUGCCAAUGGGAAGGACGAUGAGCAGAACUUUAUCCAGAACCUCAGUCUGUUCCUCUGUACUUUCCUGAAAGAGCACGGAACGCUCAUUGAACAGCGGCUUAACUUGAGAGAAACGUUAAUGGAGGCACUCCACUAUAUGCUACUGGUGUCAGAAGUAGAGGAGACAGAGAUCUUUAAAAUUUGUCUGGAAUACUGGAACCACUUGGCGGCCGAGCUCUACAGAGAGAGUCCUUUCUCCACAUCCACAUCACCGUUGUUAUCUGGCAACCAGCACUUUGACGUGCCGCCACGUAGGCAACUCUACCUGCCUGUGCUGUCCAAGGUGCGCCUGCUUAUGGUGAGCCGGAUGGCCAAACCAGAGGAAGUACUCGUGGUAGAGAAUGAUCAGGGAGAGGUGGUCAGAGAGUUCAUGAAGGAUACAGAUUCCAUAAACCUCUACAAGAACAUGAGGGAAACACUUGUGUACCUGACUCACUUGGACUACGCAGACACAGAGCGCAUCAUGACUGAAAAGCUUCACAACCAGGUGAAUGGUACUGAAUGGUCAUGGAAGAAUCUCAACACAUUGUGUUGGGCCAUUGGAUCCAUCAGUGGUGCGAUGCACGAAGAGGAUGAAAAGAGAUUCUUGGUCACCGUCAUUAAGGAUCUGCUCGGUCUGUGUGAACAAAAGAGAGGAAAGGACAACAAGGCCAUUAUUGCCUCCAACAUUAUGUACAUCGUCGGCCAGUAUCCUCGCUUUCUAAGAGCUCACUGGAAGUUCCUCAAAACUGUGGUCAACAAGCUCUUUGAGUUCAUGCACGAGACCCACGACGGGGUUCAGGACAUGGCCUGCGACACGUUCAUCAAGAUCGCUCAAAAGUGCCGGCGCCACUUUAUCCAAGUACAAGUGGGAGAGGUGAUGCCCUUCAUUGACGAGAUCCUCAACAACAUCAACACCAUUAUCUGCGACCUACAGCCACAACAGGUGCACACGUUCUACGAAGCUGUAGGUUACAUGAUCGGCGCUCAGACAGACCAAGCUGUACAGGAGCAUCUUAUCGAGAAAUACAUGUUACUACCUAACCAAGUGUGGGACAGUAUUAUCCAGCAGGCUACAAAGAACGUGGACAUCUUGAAGGACCCAGAGACGGUGAAACAACUGGGCAGCAUUCUGAAGACCAACGUCAGAGCCUGUAAGGCUGUCGGACACCCUUUUGUCAUCCAACUGGGACGGAUUUACCUCGACAUGCUCAAUGUGUACAAGUGCCUCAGCGAGAACAUAUCUGCUGCCAUUCAGACAAAUGGUAUGGGAGGAGAGAUGGUGACCAAGCAGCCUCUGAUCAGGAGCAUGAGGACAGUGAAACGGGAGACCUUGAAACUGAUCUCUGGUUGGGUCAGCCGAUCAAACGAUCCGCAGAUGGUCGGAGAGAACUUUGUCCCCCCGUUGCUAGACGCCGUCCUCAUCGACUAUCAACGCAACGUGCCGGCGGCCCGCGAGCCUGAGGUUCUCAGCACCAUGGCCACCAUUGUCAACAAGCUGGGCGGACACAUAACCUCUGAAAUACCCCAAAUUUUCGACGCCGUCUUCGAGUGCACUCUAAAUAUGAUCAACAAGAACUUUGAAGAGUACCCAGAGCACCGAACCCACUUCUUCUACCUGCUCCAAGCCGUUAAUUCGCACUGCUUCCCCGCCUUCCUCGCCAUCCCUCCGGCCCAGUUCAAAUUGGUGCUGGACUCCAUCAUCUGGGCCUUCAAACACACAAUGAGGAACGUAGCUGACACCGGUCUUCAGAUUCUCUACACCAUGCUUCAAAACGUGGCACAGGAGGAGGCCGCCGCUCAGAGUUUCUACCAGACGUAUUUCUGUGACAUCCUCCAACACAUCUUCUCAGUGGUCACCGACACAUCUCACACUGCCGGUUUGACAAUGCACGCGUCCAUCCUGGCCUACAUGUUCAAUCUGGUGGAGGAGGGCAAGAUCACCACUGCACUGAACCCCGCCUCUCCCGCCAACAACCAAGUUUUUAUUCAGGAGUACGUGGCCAACCUGCUCAAGACGGCCUUCCCUCACCUGCAGGAUGCUCAGGUGAAGGUGUUUGUAACUGGACUGUUCAGCCUCAACCAGGACAUUCCCGCCUUCAAGGAGCACCUUAGGGACUUCCUCGUGCAGAUUAAGGAAUUCGCCGGCGAGGACACGACGGACCUAUUCCUGGAGGAGAGGGAAGCGUCGCUUCGUCAGGCUCAGGAGGAAAAACACAAAAUCCAAAUGUCGGUUCCGGGCAUCCUCAAUCCGCACGAGAUCCCCGAAGAGAUGUGCGACUGAGCCCCGUCGGCCGGCACGCCUCCGUCGAACUGUCUGACUAACUCGACUAACCACAGCAAAGACAACAAAAGCAGAGAGCGGCGCGACAACGGGGGACCACCCCAAUCCCCCGGAGCGGAGGCCGCUCAUGCGAAACGACGCCAACAAUGUGUAAAUGGACUGUGGCCCUUUUUACAUAACCCACGUUUUGUAUGAAGACUUUUCCUCUAAAUCUCUUUCCACAACUUGCGUUUUAUCAGUCAGGCUCGUUGCCGAACUGCAUGAUCAAGUCUUGUUUUUGUCGUCACCACCACUUCCCUCGCUUCCUCCCCGUAUAUUUGUUGAUAUAUAAAUAUAUAUGUGAUAUAUAUAUAUAUAUUUAUAUAUAAGAGAGGUUUUUGAUCCGCAUCGCAGUUUGUAGAUUAAGAAGGUCUUUUCGAGGCACAUACGCCGUUUGACGGGAGAAUGAACGGAGCGGCUAAUGAAUGAAGGCUUAAAAGACGGCAGCGGGAGUUGCGCCGCAUCUGACGGCAAAGUGGAUUGAACAUUUUUUCUAAGGAACGUGUGCAUAUCAUCCCAAUUGUAUAGCAUCUUUAAUACCAUGGGAACAUUUUGUUUUUUUCCUCUUAUUCUAUUGUUUCUUCGGCGUGUGGUUGUGUGCGCGCGCGUAUGAUUGGGUACUGUCGCGUAGUCGACAUCGGGCUUUUGUUUUCCUCUAAGAGGAUUGUUGCUCAUUUGUGAACCUUCAUGAAUGGGAUGUUUUAGAGAAGUGGCACAGGUAUUUAUGGGUUCUCGGUUGACUGCUUUCAACACGUUCAAUUCCGCUCACUUAGAUUGUUUACUCGGCAGUAGUGAGUCAAGACACUACCCGUAGAGCAAAAUGACAAAUAAUUCGGGUUUACAUUUAAUUUUGUAUUUUUGCAUUUUUCAUUCAUGUGUUCUGAGUUCUGGCCAAACAAACAAUUAGGCUAAAGAAUGUAAAUUCUUCAUAAGUACCCAGUCUCUAAUGGCAAAUAUCCCUUCUCGAGGUGUUACAUUUGUUGUGAAUUUUUUGAACUGAUUAAAAAGUUUAGAGUUUUACAAGCCUCUUUGCGUUUUUUGUCCCUCAACGUGUCAAAUCAACGGG